Molecule: messenger RNA, 1080 nt
Organism: Phytomonas sp. Hart1
Lineage: Eukaryota; Euglenozoa; Kinetoplastea; Trypanosomatida; Trypanosomatidae
Source: the annotation of a GenBank genome assembly
AUGGCGAAUCCACAUCCUAAAGUAGCUAGUAAACCUACAAAUUAUCGCAAUGCGAUUCAUCCUAAUAAUCAUAUCGAUAAUGAGUUUAAGGAUAAUAUCGCGAAGGAGAAGGCGCGCGCCGCGGCGAGAAAGGGCCUUGGCCGUCUGGUCUGCAGCUUUACCCUGGCGAAGCUUUCCAAGCAGAUCAAAUUCCUUCUCAAAGACGAGGAACUCAAGCAUAUGAAUAUCCAAGCGGAAGGCCUAUCCAUGUCUUUUCCAUCGAAAGAGGAAAUUAAUGAAUCAGUAAUGGGGGAUGGAAAGAAUAAUAUUAGGGAUGCGUAUGUUUCUGUCCGACAGCGCGCCGCGCGGAAGUUUUGGGAUUGGAUGGAGGAUAUACGGCAUAAAACCUCCGCUUCGAAUUCGGAUAUUGGGAAUUUGGCGAGCGGAUACCGCGGCGGCGAGAAGCCUAUGAAUUUUUCCUCUUUAGAUAUUAAUAGGAAUUGUAAACAUUUUGUUUACUGGCGACUUGCACUGCCAGUGGUGGAUGAGGAGGUUAGGGAUAUCCAACAAUAUUUUAGCGUGGUAUCGUUCAUUAUAUUAGCCGUACUUUCCGGAUCCCGCUGCGAUGUCGCGCUCGGUAAGAGUCCUUCGAACGCUAAAGAUAACGCCCUGGAAAAGGGAAAUAGUUAUCGAAAUGAAGCAAUUUUGGAAGGAUCUGAAACGGAAGUUUCUACUGAAGAGUUAAAACUUGGCAAACGAAUAGAGAAUCAAUUACAUUAUUGCCGAAUUGGAAUCCCUUCAGUUGUGGUUCACUGCAUUGCGGGGAAGUCGCGUUCGGCGGCGAUCGUGGUGGCCUUUCUUCUCACGCUCUGGAUGCAAAGGCGCCGCCACCUUAACACGUUGAAACUUCACUAUCUAAUACCUGAUGAAGGUGGUGACUCAAUAAGGAACCUUACUGAGGAAAAGGUGUCAAUACUAGCUGCGGAAUACGUCAAGGCUGCAAUUGAUUACGUGCAAAGUGUACGGUUAUGUGUGUGCCUGAACCCAGGCUUUGUCAGGCAAUUGAAAGACUAUGCAAAGAUUGAACUUCUUAAAGGAUAA